Naegleria gruberi is the source of this 1623-nucleotide messenger RNA. RefSeq lists its product as uncharacterized. Gene Ontology annotation, molecular function: ATP binding; heat shock protein binding; ATP-dependent protein folding chaperone. The coding region runs from base 1 to 1623 and encodes 540 amino acids. Gene Ontology annotation, cellular component: cytoplasm. The transcript has a single exon. NCBI's taxonomy places the organism in Eukaryota, Heterolobosea, Eutetramitea, Acrasida, Naegleriidae. The record is from RefSeq and is a predicted model, not a curated record. Gene Ontology annotation, biological process: protein refolding; cellular response to unfolded protein.
AUGAAUGCACCAUGCUGUUUGCAUGUUGGCAAUUCACAUGCAACACUGGUCAGUUCUACUUUGAAGGAAUCAUCUCGGAACAGAUUCCGACUCUUUGAUUAUAAAUUGCUCGAAGAAGAUGAAGCAAUAAUCUUGCUAUCGUUGUCGUUGUCGGAUGAAUUUGAUGAUGAAAAAAUUGGAAGAGAAAUUCAACCAAGUGAUGAUGAUUUGAAUCCUCAUCGACUAGUAACCAAUAUUGCAAAUUUAAUAAUUAAUGGAAAGCAGCAACGAGAUGAUAACCACAUAUAUUCCCCAUAUCGUGCUUUGCAGUUCAUGAACAGUAGAGAAGAAGAAAUUGAAAUUGAAAUAGGCAAUGGCAUCACUGUUUCACCUCUAGAUUUAUAUUUGAAAAUUAUGAAAACAAUGUUGGAACGAAAUUGUGCAAAUAUGAAAAAUCGAUUGGCAAUAGCAGUUCCAGAUUACUUUCCCUAUGCAGUUUAUCAAUUAAUUAGAAAGAAAGUUAGUGAAUGGGGCUAUAAUGUAAUGAAUGUUUAUUCAGAAUCAAGACUUUCAUUAAUUGCUUAUAAUCUUUUCUUUCCAUCAAUGAAUGACAAGAAAGCUCUGUAUUUGGAUGUAGGUCAAUCUUUGAAAAUAGGUGCAUUUUCUAUUGAUGAAGGGCAAAUAUUUAAGGAACGAUUUUAUAGGAAUGAUGAAUUGGGAGGAGAAGCCAUCACUUUGAAAAUGAUGGAAUAUUGUGAUGACCUAUUUAAACGGGAAAGCAAAUAUUCAAUCCAGGAAAAUCCACUCUCCAUGAUCAAAUUGAGAAGAGCUUGCGAAGAAGUUAAAGCCAAGUUAUCAGAUCAUGAUUCCUGGCAUUUACAUAUUCCUAAAUUUUACAAUAACAUUGAUUUAAAUAUUCCAGAAUUUAGCAAAAGCUUAUUUGAAGAAUUGACUCUAGACGUUAUCAAUAGACUUAUUGUAGAAAUACUUGAAUUCAUGAAUAAGGAGACUUUUGAAUACAUUAUCGUGUGUGGGAAAUCAACUAGAAUUCCCAAGUUAAAAGAAAUGAUUAGAAAAUUGAUUUCUACAGAACAACCAGAAGCAGAAAUAUGCGAUUGGAUAGAAUGUCCUAUUGAACUUGGUGGCUGUAUUGAAAGCUAUAUUAGUAAUGACCCAAAUAUACUAAUGAACGAUAAUACAUGCUGUAAUUAUGGAAUUUCAAACGAAAAUGGUGAAAUGAUAGUUAUUGUUCCUAGAACAUCAGUGCCUUAUUCGAAAACUCAAACUAUUUCAAUACCAUUAACCGGAAAUGAGAAAUUUAUAAGCAUUGACAUUUAUGAGGGGAACAGAAAAUUCGUGAAAGAUUGUGAAAAGAUUGGGACUUUAAGAUUGGACAUUCCCGACAAUUAUCAAGAUGCUCAUUUUGAGGUUGAACUCAUUUUCGAACUCUUCUUUUCCCUGAAUUUGAAUAUGACAGUGUCUGCCAGAAGUCCAACUUAUGGCACAGAGGAUUCUUUCAUUCCCUCUCGACCAGUACCACUCAAACCUGAGGAAAUUGAAGAAUUAUUGCUUCAAAUGGCUUCAGAUACAAUUCCAAUUAUGGGAACCAAUAGUAUUGGACCUACUAUUGAUGAUCUGGAUUGA